CUCCAACUCUUGGGCUCAAGCGAUUCUCCUGCCUCCGCCUCCCAAGUAUUUUUAGUAGAGAUGGAUUUUCACUGUGUUGUCAAAGCUGAUCUUGAACUCCUGGCCUUAAGUGAUCCUCUUGCCUUGCAGUCCCAAAGUUCUGGGCUUACAGGUGCAAGUCACCAUGCCAAGCCUAAAUAUCCCUUCAAAGUGCCUAAAAUUAAACCAGUAGAAUCAUACCCUCUUGGCCCAACAGAGCUGAAAGGCUAUUGA
Nycticebus coucang (slow loris) is the source of this 252-nucleotide messenger RNA. RefSeq lists its product as uncharacterized. The transcript has 3 exons. NCBI's taxonomy places the organism in Eukaryota, Metazoa, Chordata, Mammalia, Primates, Lorisidae. The annotation marks the transcript as partial. The record is from RefSeq and is a predicted model, not a curated record.